CUUCCAGGAACCAGUGAAGAAAAGAAGCAAGCUUGUUCUGCCAGCACCUCAGAUAUCAGAAUCUGAGCUUGAAGAGGUGAUCAAAGUUGGUCAAGCUAAUGAGUACGCCAGACAACAGGCUGAGGAGGCUGGCAAAGAGGAUUCUGCCUCACGAGGCUUGCUGCAGGAGUAUAAUGUCACACCUGGCCACAUGCGUACACCUCGGACACCUGCGACACAGGAUUCCAUUUUACAGGAAGCACAAAACAUAAUGGCUCUGACCAAUGUGGACACACCCCUUAAAGGUGGACUGAAUACACCACUUCAUGAUAGUGAUUUUAGUGGAGUCACCCCACAGCGACAAGCAGUUCAGACACCAAACACCAUUCUUGGCACCCCAAUGAGAACACCUGGCCGACUAGACACAGGUCUGACACCACGGUCAGGCAUCCUGAGGCCAAACACUGACCAGUCGACCCCGAUGUCCACUCCACUGAGAGACAAGCUGAACAUUAAUGAGGAUGAGGAGAUGAGGGAUAGAUUCUUUCAGCCUGACAACUUGCAUCAGCUGAGAAAAGGGUUGGCCAGCCUUCCGACUCCUAAAAACGAUUACGAGAUUGUCGUACCCGAAGACGAGCACGGUGCAGAUGGAGAUAUCCGCGGGGCUCGUCAUUCGGUAGAGGACCAGGCAGAUAUAGAUGAGAGAGCAGACUGGGAGAAAGAGCAGAAACGAUUGGCAGAGCUGAAACAGCGAUCUCAGGUCAUUCAGAGAGACUUGCCCCGACCUUCUGAUGUCAAUACAAAUAUUAUGAGGCCCUCUGGUCCUAAUGAUCCACCCUUGACUGAGCUACAAAAGGCUGAAGAGCUCAUCAAACAAGAAGUGUUGAUUAUGCUGUAUCAUGAUGCAGUCGUCACCCCUACUGAUGGCUCCAAAGGCUCGGGACCCCAGAAGGCUAGUCAAGCGUCUUAUUUGGCUUAUCUGGACAAAAACCCCUACAUAGAAGUGGAUCCUGGUGAUAUGAAUAAGGCCGAAGAACUGUUACAGAAGGAAAUGCAGGUGGUGAAAGAAGGCAUGGGUCACGGAGAGCUCUCACAGGAUACAUUUGCCCAGGUAUGGGAGGAAUGUUACUCCCAAGUGCUGUUCCUUCCUGGCCAAAACAGAUACACAAGAGCCAAUCUGGCAAGCAAGAAGGAGAGGAUAGAGUCUUUAGAAAAACGAUUAGAGAACAACAGAAACCACAUGAUGAAGGAUGCUAAACUGGCCGCCAAGUUGGAGAAGAAACUAAAGAUCCUCCUGGGAGGUUACCAGUCCCGCUCCCAAGGACUGGUGAAGCAGCUUCAUGAACUCACCGAACAGAUGGAGAACACCAAUGUGGAGCUGACCACCUUCCAGCAUCUGCGUCAACACGAGAUGGGAGCGAUUCCAAAGAGAUUAGAG
This is a messenger RNA of Candidula unifasciata, 1417 nucleotides long. The record is from the annotation of a GenBank genome assembly. Lineage: Eukaryota; Metazoa; Mollusca; Gastropoda; Stylommatophora; Geomitridae.